Trichoderma asperellum CBS 433.97 is the source of this 985-nucleotide messenger RNA. RefSeq lists its product as uncharacterized. Lineage: Eukaryota; Fungi; Ascomycota; Sordariomycetes; Hypocreales; Hypocreaceae. The record is from RefSeq and is a predicted model, not a curated record.
AUGGCUCUCUGCUCUACCGCAUCAGCUGCUUACGAUUCUCUCAAAUCGCCACUAGAGUGCAUUAACGCAAUCCCGAUGACAUUUUGUGACCAACUUGGGCAAAAGCUUCAUAAACUUGCCGAUAUUUAUGAAACAUUCUAUGAAGCUAAUAAAACCCUCCAAUCACUGAGGAAACAUGAACAUGCUGGGACUUUUCCAAUUGAGAUCGAAAUACUGCGUGAACCGCAUUUUAAGUUUUCAAAGCCGUUCUUGGAAUCUGAGAAAGAAAACCCGGAAUCAUAUUUCAACGAAAUCAAACAGCUCUUUGAAGUAACUAAAGUAAACGCCUUGGCCGCUGUAAUCAGAGCUAAAGAUGAAGAAGUCAUGUUUUUGGAACAAUGCCUCCGCCCGGAAGAGUAUUCUCCACCUCUAUUACUUGAAAUUGAGAAUGUUUACGAACAAGAAGUGCAGCGACAGAGUAGGUGGAAAAACUCAUGCAGCAAUCACAACGAUAUAUCUGACCGGAUGCGAGUAUAUUCACCCUCACUGAAUGAUGAUUAUGAACUGGCACGUAAAGAGGUGCCAAUAUUAGCGACGAGAGUCAUCGAGAUCCUUCGGUCUCGAGAUAUGGCAAGCCUUCAAGAGGCAUUGGCCAAAAGUGAUAUCCACAACCAAGACAAAGCUUCUACUAGCGAAGCAACAAGAUCACUCAGGCUGCUUAGUGAGUCUAUUGAUAAGAGUGUUAUGGAAAUGGUCAAAGCUGCAUUGGCAAAAGGUCCAGCUAAACAACCGCCGAAAAAUAAACGGACAAAUAGGCCGAAAAUUGGCAAGAAACAGAUAGUCAAUCCCGAGGCUGUAAACAGACGUAAAAAGAAAAAGUCCAAGAGACAGAGAUAAUUGGGGACAGUUCAUAUACAAGUUCUUUGGAGCUCGGCUUAGUCCCACCCAAGAUUGAAGGCAGGGCUACGUAGCGCAGCGUGUUCAGAUAAAGCAGAACAACUUAGGC